CCCGGGUCGGCGGCGAGACAUGCCCGUGCCAGGCGCCGCACCGACCUCGACUUCUCUGUAAGCGGCGGAAGGAAUCAUGGUCAGUAAGGACACCGGCAAAUGCGCACUUACGACGUCAGAGACCGAAGUCGAACCCGCCGCCUGCCUGGCCCUGGAGAUGAAAUACGCCCUGGAUCCCAACCGGCAGAUUAAAAAGCGGAAUAAAGCCCUGCAGGUGCGGUUUAAGGACAUUUGCGAGGCGCAGAAUGAGCAGAGGGACGCGCAGCUGUCGGCGGGACAGCCGGGUGAGAAGCGGGAGGCGAGGCCCUUGUCCUACCGAGCGGCCCACCGCAAGUACAUGACCGUGCCCGCGCGGAGGUCCAUCCCCAACGUCACCAAGAGCACGGGCGUGCAGACCUCGCCAGACCUGAAAAAGUGUUACCAGACCUUCCCCCUGGACCGCAAAAAAGGGAAUCUCAAAAGCAUCCCGGCUGCGGAUGCCUUUAAAAGUCAAAACAAUGGGUUCGUGGCUGAGAAGCAAGAGGAAGGGCUGGGGGAUGAAGCCCGGCCCUGGGGUGCCGGCCGGGUGCACAAGACGGCGGCCUUGGUGUUCCAUUCCGAGGAACACGUGAAUGAGCUGGACCAGCCCGCCGGGCUCAACUGUGCAGAGCCAGGCGAGACCCCCGAUGCGCACGGCUGCCGAGAGGACCCUCUCGGAGACUCCGCUCGGCCCCCCUCCCAGGAGCCCGACCACCAGCUGCACGGGACAGCAAAGCACGGCAUGGCAACCCCGGACACGGAGGAGGCCACUCCGCCGGCCCAUGGGACGGUGUUCAAAACGGAGGUGGCUGCCGUUUAUGCACCUGCCCCCGGCGCGAAGGCCCUGGAGGCCGCGUUGUCAGACUCUGCCACCGGCAGCGAGUGGCCGCCGUGCCCCGUGGCCGACCAGGGGCGGAGGAGAGCCUCGCGCCUCAAUGGGCACCAGGGACUCGCCGCAGCCCGCUCGCCCCAGAAGCUGUGCCUGUCCCCCGAGGGCAGCGAGCGGCCCCUGCGGCCCCGGGCGCCGCCGGAGGAGGAGAGCCAGCCUUGUGGCGCGGCGGCCGCUGCGGGUGGAGAAUCCCGACAAAUCGUGCCUCACACGGAAGUCGUCGACCUGAAAGCACAGCUCCAGGUGAUGGAGGACCUGAUCAGCUCAAGCCAGGAAACCAUCAAAGUGCUCUUGGGGGUCAUUCAGGAGUUGGAGAAAGGAGAGGCCCAUCGGGAAGGGCUUUCAUAUCGGACUGGGCAAGACACAGCUAAUUGUGACACAUGCAGGAACAGUGCAUGUAUUAUCUAUAGUGUGGAGCUGGACUUUAAGCAGCAAGAAGACAAGCUCCAGCCAGUUCUGAGGAAACUCCAUCCUUUUGAGGAAACUCAGGUCGCACCUUCGCCUUACGCUCAGGAGCCCUACUCCGCAACUCCCAAGCAAAAAUCCAAACCCGAAUCUAAAAAGCAUGGAAGAUGGAAACUCUGGUUUCUUUAAAACUCAUGGUGUUUGGAGUCCC
Messenger RNA from Hyaena hyaena (striped hyena), 1523 nucleotides. RefSeq names its product inhibitory synaptic factor 2A (gene INSYN2A). Lineage: Eukaryota; Metazoa; Chordata; Mammalia; Carnivora; Hyaenidae. The transcript is spliced from 4 exons. The record is from RefSeq and is a predicted model, not a curated record. Bases 77 to 1501 code for a protein of 474 amino acids. Gene Ontology annotation, cellular component: postsynaptic density. Gene Ontology annotation, biological process: inhibitory postsynaptic potential.